Molecule: messenger RNA, 3324 nt
Organism: Brienomyrus brachyistius
Lineage: Eukaryota; Metazoa; Chordata; Actinopteri; Osteoglossiformes; Mormyridae
Exons: 5
Coding region: 1-3324 (1107 amino acids)
Source: RefSeq, a predicted model, not a curated record
AUGAAGUCAAACCCAGUGUCUAACCCGAGCGACAUCUCCGGCGAUACCACAUCACCGGUGUCUAACCUGAGCGGCGUCUCUGACAGUACUGCAUCACCGGUGUCUAAUCCGAGCGACAUCUCCGGCGAUACCACAUCACCGGUCUCUAACCCGAGCGGCGUCUCAGACAGUAACGCAUCAUCGGUGUCUAACCCGAGCGACAACUCCGGCGAUACCAUAUCACCGGUGUCUAACCCGAGCGGCGUCUCAGACAGUACUGCAUCACCGGUGUCUAACCCUAGUGACAUCUCCGGCGAUACCACAUCACCGGUCUCUAACCCUAGCGGCGUCUCAGACAGUACCGCAUUCUCAGUGUCUAACCCGAGCGACAUCUCCGGCGAUACCACAUCACCGGUGUCUAACCUGAGCGGCGUCUCUGACAGUACUGCAUCACCGGUGUCUAAUCCGAGCGACAUCUCCGGCGAUACCACAUCACCGGUCUCUAACCCGAGCGGCGUCUCAGACAGUAACGCAUCAUCGGUGUCUAACCCGAGCGACAACUCCGGCGAUACCAUAUCACCGGUGUCUAACCCGAGCGGCGUCUCAGACAGUACUGCAUCACCGGUGUCUAACCCUAGUGACAUCUCCGGCGAUACCACAUCACCGGUCUCUAACCCUAGCGGCGUCUCAGACAGUACCGCAUUCUCAGUGUCUAACCCGAGCGACAUCUCCGGCGAUACCACAUCACCGGUGUCUAACCCGAGUGGCGUCUCAGACAUAUCUAACCCGAGUGACGUCUCAGACAGUACCGCAUCUCCAGUGUCUAACCCGAGCGACAUCUCCGGCGAUACCACAUCACCGGCGUCUAACCCGAGUGACGUCUCAGACAGUACCGCAUCUCCAGUUACCGCAUCACCGGUGUCUAACCUGAGCGACAUCUCCGGCAAUACCACAUCACCGGUCUCUAACCUGAGCGGCGUCUCAGACAGUACCACAUCUCCAGUGUCUAACCCGAGCAACAUCUCCGGCGAUACCACAUCACCGGAGUCUAACCCGAGCGGCGUCUCAGACAGUACCGCAUCACCGGUGUCUAACCUGAGCGGCGUCUCAGACAGUACCACAUCACCGGAGUCUAACCCGAGCGGCGUCUCAGACAGUACUGCAUCACCGGUGUCUAACCCGAGCGGCGUCUCAGACAGUACUGCAUCACCGGUGUCUAACCCGAGCGGCAUCUCAGACAGUACCACAUCACCGGAGUCUAACCCGAGCGGCGUCUCAGACAGUACUGCAUCACCGCUGUCUAACCCGAGCGGCGUCUCAGACAGUACCGCAUCACCGCUGUCUAACCCGAGCGGCGUCUCAGACAGUACUGCAUCACCGGUGUCUAACCCGAGCGGCGUCUCUGACAGUACCACAUCACCGGAGUCUAACCCGAGCGGCGUCUCAGACAGUACCGCAUCACCAGUGUCUAACCCGAGCGACAUCUCCGGCGAUACCACAUCACCGGUCUAUAACCCGAGCGGCGUCUCUGACAGUACAGCAUCACCAGUGUCUAACCCGAGCGACAACUCCGGCGAUACCACAUCACCGGUCUAUAACCCGAGCGGCGUCUCUGACAGUACAGCAUCACCAGUGUCUAACCCGAGCGACAACUCCGGCGAUACCACAUCACCGGUCUAUAACCCGAGCGGCGUCUCUGACAGUACAGCAUCACCAGUGUCUAACCCGAGUGACGUCUCAAUCAGUACCGCAUCUCCAGUGUCUAAGCUGAGUGGCGUCUCAGACAGUACCGCAUCUCCAGUGUCUAACCCGAGCGACAUCUCCGGCGAUACCACAUCACCGGCGUCUAACCCGAGCGGCGUCUCAGAGAGUACCGCAUCACCGGUGUCUAACCUGAGCGGCGUCUCAGACAGUACCACAUCACCGGAGUCUAACCCGAGCGGCGUCUCAGACAGUACUGCAUCACCGGUGUCUAACCCGAGCGGCGUCUCAGACAGUACUGCAUCACCGGUGUCUAACCCGAGCGGCGUCUCAGACAGUACCGCAUCACCGGAGUCUAACCCGAGCGGCGUCUCAGACAGUACUGCAUCACCGCUGUCUAACCCGAGCGGCGUCUCAGACAGUACCGCAUCACCGCUGUCUGACCCGAGCGGCGUCUCAGAGAGUACCGCAUCACCGCUGUCUAACUCGAGCGGCGUCUCAGACAGUACCGCAUCACCGGUGUCUAACCCGAGUGACAUCUCCGCCGAUACCACAUCACCAGUGUUUAACCCGAGCUGCGUCUCAAAGAGUACCGCAUCACCGGUGUCUAACCUGAGCGAUUUCUCCGGCGAUACCACAUCACCGGUCUCUAACCUGAGCGGCGUCUCAGACAGUACCACAUCUCCAGUGUCUAACCCGAGCAACAUCUCCGGCGAUACCACAUCACCAGUGUCUAACCCGAGCGGCGUCUCAGACAGUACCGCAUCACCGGUGUCUAACCUGAGCGGCGUCUCAGACAGUACCACAUCACCGGAGUCUAACCCGAGCGGCGUCUCAGACAGUACUGCAUCACCGGUGUCUAACCCGAGCGGUGUCUCAGACAGUACUGCAUCACCGGUGUCUAACCCGAGCGGCGUCUCAGACAGUACCGCAUCACCGGAGUCUAACCCGAGCGGCGUCUCAGACAGUACUGCAUCACCGCUGUCUAACCCGAGCGGCGUCUCAGACAGUACCGCAUCACCGCUGUCUAACCCGAGCGGCGUCUCAGACAGUACUGCAUCACCGGUGUCUAACCCGAGCGGCGUCUCAGACAGUACCACAUCACCGGAGUCUAACCCGAGCGGCGUCUCAGACAGUACCGCAUCACCGCUGUCUAACCCGAGCGGCGUCUCAGACAGUACUGCAUCACCGCUGUCUAACCCGAGCGGCGUCUCAGACAGUACCGCAUCACCGCUGUCUAACCCGAGCGGCGUCUCAGACAGUACCACAUCACCGGAGUCUAACCCGAGCGGCGUCUCAGACAGUACCACAUCACCAGUGUCUAACCCGAGCUGCGUCUCAAACAGUACCGCAUCACCGGUGUCUAACCUGAGCGACAUCUCCGGCAAUACCACAUCACCGGUCUCUAACCUGAGCGGCGUCUCAGACAGUACCACAUCUCCAGUGUCUAACCCGAGCAACAUCUCCGGCGAUACCACAUCACCGGAGUCUAACCCGAGCGGCGUCUCAGACAAUGCACGCUUCAGUCAUGGCCUCCAUAAACGGGAGGAUGAGGGCGCCCUCUGCAGACCGGACCUCAAGGCACGUCAUGUACAUGGCGCACUUUCCCGCAUGGUCAGCCAGGAGGACGCCUCAGAGACCUGA